Moneuplotes crassus is the source of this 475-nucleotide messenger RNA. NCBI's taxonomy places the organism in Eukaryota, Ciliophora, Spirotrichea, Euplotida, Euplotidae. The record is from the annotation of a GenBank genome assembly.
AUGGCUCUGUAUCCCUUGAUUUUAAGUCUUCUGGAUUGCUUUCCAGCUGAAGUGAGACCUCUUCAUUCUCUGUGCUUCUGCCUUUCCUUACAGAUCCAGUUAAUUCUUGGAUCAUUUCCAAUAAUAGUGUGGAAUGGAUCAAUCAUGAUGAUUUCAUAGAACUUUGAUUUUUCAUUUUGUCCAACCCAGUAAGAGUUUAGGACUCUCAGACCUCCAAGAGCCUUUCCUGCUCUCUGCUCAGCCAAAGCUCUAAGGGAUCUACCAGCCUUGAGCUUGUGGAUAUCUUAGUUGACUGGCUUUCCGUCAACAACACCUUUUGGAGCAACUUUCUUCCACCUCUGUUGACUCUGACUCUGUUGAUGGCAUAUCCUUGCUUUCUCUUAUAACCAAGUCUUCUAGCCUUGUCUGGUCUGGUUGGUCUGGUGACUCUUGUAAUGGCAGAGUAUUAUCUGAACUCCCAGUUUCUGAAUCUUGU